Messenger RNA from Paramuricea clavata, 755 nucleotides. The record is from the annotation of a GenBank genome assembly. Lineage: Eukaryota; Metazoa; Cnidaria; Anthozoa; Malacalcyonacea; Plexauridae.
UUGCAGAACCGAUUUUUUUCGGUUGUGAUGGUGUUCAGGACAGUCCUAAGAAAACGGACUUUUGUGGUGUUUGUGAUGGUGAUAAUUCAACAUGUACAGAUUGUCAAGGAUAUAUGAGGCCUGGUUUGGUAAAUAAUAAAACCUGUGGUACGUAUAGCUAGAGCCUUGUUGAUGUAUCAGUGUACACAAUAACAUUCCAAGCGAUUAUUGCUUGGUACCUGUGGUUGCAUAUACCGUAUAAUUGGGUUGAAACAUGGGUCAGAAAUCGCUUAAAGCAAAUAAUUAUAGUUUAAAUUAAGCAAUAAUAGAAACUUCGCACCUUUCUUAUCCGCGAAUUCCUAGCUCGCCCCUUUUCCAUAGUGGAUUUUAUUCAUCUAUAUCUCUAAUUUUUUAAAUUAUCGUCAAUGAAGAGUAGGGAGGUACAUGAAAUCUAUAGUGUAAACGACACAAUGUAAUUCGGAGAAUUGAUCCUAAAUGAGAUGUUUACUGUUAUUGAAGAAUUAUCAAUUUUUAGAAAUGUUUAAUCCGUAGAUUUUCAUGCAUUUUCAAUCACAUAGGUUUCUAUCAUCCGUGGAGUGAGUGGAAUACUUGCUUUAAAAGAGGUGAUGAUGAAAUAAAAACAAGAAAUAGAACCUGCUCUGAAAAAGGCGAAUGCAGUCAUUUAGGCGAAAGUGUUCAAUAUGAGAAGUGCAUGUGCACUAACUGUGACGAUGAUGGCGAUGACGAUGAUGAUGAUGAAGAUAAUGAUGGUGAUG